Lepus europaeus (European hare) is the source of this 1909-nucleotide messenger RNA. It is a transcript of the gene FANCL, whose product is annotated as FA complementation group L. The transcript is spliced from 15 exons. Gene Ontology annotation, cellular component: nucleus; Fanconi anaemia nuclear complex. Gene Ontology annotation, molecular function: ubiquitin protein ligase activity. Gene Ontology annotation, biological process: interstrand cross-link repair; protein monoubiquitination. NCBI's taxonomy places the organism in Eukaryota, Metazoa, Chordata, Mammalia, Lagomorpha, Leporidae. The record is from RefSeq and is a predicted model, not a curated record. The coding region runs from base 37 to 1305 and encodes 422 amino acids.
GCCCGCGGAGAGCCGCCCUGCCCGGGCCCGCUAGCCAUGGCGGGGACGGAAGCAAGCCUGUUGCGCCAGUUCCCGCUACUUCUGCCUCAGAACCGGGCGAAAACCGUGUAUGAGGGAUUCAUUUCGGCUCAGGGAAGAGACUUCCACCUUAGAAUAUUAUUGCCUGAAGAUUUGCAAAUGAAGAAUGCAAGAUUACUAUGCAGUUGGCAGCUGAAAACCAUACUUAAUGGAUACCAUCAAAUAGUCCAACAGAGAAUGCAGCACUCUCCCGACCUAAUGAGUUUUAUGAUGGAGUUGAAGAUGAUUUUGCAUUACACGGAGAGAAAAGGAGAGGCAGAGAGAGAGAGAGGUCUUCCAUCUGCUGGUUCACUCCCCAGUUGGCCGCAACGGCCGGAGCUGUGCCGAUCCAAAGCCAGGAGCCUGGCGCUUCCUCCAAGUCUUCCCAUGCAGGGGGUUGCUCUAAAGAAUUCUCAGGAGAUACCUGUGCUAACUUCACCUCCCCAGUUCUAUUCAAGCCUUAUUGAAGAGAUAGGAACUCUUGGUUGGGAUAAACUUGUGUAUGUGGAUUCUUGCUUCAGUACCAUCAAGUUAAAAGCAGAAGAUGCUUCUGGUAGAGAGCAUCUACUCACCCUCAAGUUAAAGGCAAAGUACCCUGCAGAAUCACCAGAUUGUUUUGUGGAUUUUCCUGUUCCUUUUCCUGUUUCUUGGACACCACAGAGCUCUUUAGUAAGUAUUCAUAGUCAGUUUUUGGCAGCGUUAGAAUCACUGAAGGCAUUCUGGGAUGUUAUGGAUGAAAUUGAUGAGAAGACCUGGGUACUUGAGCCAGAGAAACCUACACGGAGUGCAACAGCACGCAGAAUUGCAAUAGGGAAUAAUGUUUCCAUAAAUAUAGAGGUAGACCCCAAACAUCCUACUAUGCUUCCUGAAUGCUGCUUUCUUGGUGCUGACCAUGUGGUAAAGCCCCUGGGAAUUAAGUUGAGCAGGAACAUACAUUUGUGGGAUCCAGAAAACAGUCUGUUACAAAAUUUGAAAGAUGUUUUAGAAAUUGAUUUUCCAGCUCGUGCUACCCUGGAAAAAUCUGAUUUUACUAUGGAUUGUGGGAUUUGUUAUAGCUAUCAACUUGGUGGUGUCAUUCCUGAUCAAGUGUGUGACAAUCCCCAGUGUGGACAACCUUUUCAUCAAAUAUGUUUGUAUGAGUGGUUGAGAGGCCUACUCACCAGUAGACAGAGUUGUAACAUCAUGUUUGGUGAAUGCCCAUAUUGUAGUAAGCCAAUUACCUUGAAAAUGUCUGGGAAGAAACCCUGAAAUAAGAACGUGAUGUUUUGUGAAGAGCCAGACAGUAAAAUUAUCAAAAAAUUUUUAUUUGACAUCUUCAGAGAAAGUAUAAAGCAAGACAUACUAACACCAAAAGGACAAGUAUUGUGAAGCCAUAAUAAUACACAUCUGCCUUUGCCUCUUCACUAAGAGUCAACUGAAAAAUUGUGGGCCAAAGACCAGUAGAACUUUCUAUAUUUGUGACUUCCAUACCAACUGUGGAAGGGUAUGUAUCCCAUGCUGGAGAUCUUGACUUGCUGAAUUUAUCUGGACUGGUAAAAUCUUGAUGGGAUUCAUAGAAUGAAUGUGGGAAUUGUAGGUAGCUAGAUUUUUGUGGGAAACUGUUUAUUUCAUGCAAAAGUUCUUGAGAUUCAUAUUUUUGUCUUCUCCUUAUGCUUUCCUAUGGAAAAAAUAUAUAAUUUGUUAGAUGGCACAAAAUAUUUAAAUAAAUCUAUGAGAAUGCUAAAUAACUUGAUGGACAACACGAUUAAGUUUUAGGGUAUUAUAUUUCCACAGAAGUGAUUUUCAGGUAAUGACUCUGGGUUUUAAGUUUCUAAAUGGAAACAAAUAAACUGUGAAAACUUCUGAUCAUGAA